AUGAUAUUCAGGAUUCAGUACAAAGUUGGACCGGAUUUUGAAAAGAAGUGUAAAAUAACACGAUGCAAACAUAACUAUCCGGAAUGUUUAGCUGAUACAUUACGAGCAAAAACAGUGCUAAUCAAAUCAUCGUGUUGCUGUGCUAGCAAUUUAUGUAGCACUUGGCUGGAAUAUCGUGAUUAUGAAGCAUUAACCAUAAAAUCAAAAUAUUUUACCACGUAUCAAUAUUUUUAA
Brugia pahangi is the source of this 234-nucleotide messenger RNA. NCBI's taxonomy places the organism in Eukaryota, Metazoa, Nematoda, Chromadorea, Rhabditida, Onchocercidae. The record is from the annotation of a GenBank genome assembly.